GAGCAGAAGAUUGUAGGUAGCUGUCAGGUUCUGACGGUCAGAUUAUCUGGCUCUGGCAACAAUUUAUUGAUUUUGAAAAUGAUGGCGCCUACACAUAUGUUAUUUUUGCGGGUUGUUUUUCUGUUCCUUCUAUUUUUUGACUUAACGUGUUGUGAAGUGAAGAAAUUUCCAUUACUAAUGCCAAACGUGUAUCCUGACAGAGAUGAAUUGUAUCUAUGCACCCCUGCUCGUGUGGUGGAUGACAAGAGCUUUUAUAUAGUCGGUUUUGAGCCCAACGCCACCAUGAACGUUGCCCAUCAUAUGCUACUAUUUGGAUGCACAACACCCGGUACUACAGAUCAGUAUUGGGACUGCGGUGAAAUGGCCGUAUCAGACCAAGCUAGCAAUUUGAGGAGGGCGAGUCCAUGUGAAACGGGAAACCAUGUCAUAUAUGCAUGGGCCAGAGAUGCAAAGACCCUUGAACUACCUGAAGAUGUGGGCUUCCAAGUAGGAAAAGGAACCGAAAUACAGUAUAUUGUCCUACAAAUACAUUACUCUAAGAAAUUUCCAGAACGAAAGACUGAUAAUUCUGGACUUUUCUUAAUGUACACUGAAGAACCUCAAAGUAAAUUGGCCGGAGUUCUUCUUCUUGGAGUUGGUGGCUUCAUACCUCCAAGGUCAUUGACCUACAUGGAAACAGCGUGCCAAAUCGUGGAAGACAAGACGAUAUACCCCUUCGCAUAUCGAACACAUACACAUUCUCUUGGUAGAGUUGUGUCAGGAUACACCAUCAAAAGGGACUCAAAAGGCAGGGAUCAUUGGAGCCUGAUAGGAAAACGAGAUCCUCUGACGCCUCAAAUGUUCUAUCCCGUUUUCGACAAAAGCCCUGUAUCGUAUGGAGGUCGUUUGGCUGCCAGAUGUACUAUGGAUAGUAGAAAAAGAGACAGGGUGACUCAAGUUGGGCCAACGAAUAACGACGAAAUGUGCAAUCUUUACAUCAUGUAUUACGUCCAAAACACCACACCUUUGGACAUGAAAUAUUGCAUCACGGAAGGACCUCCUUACUACCAUUGGACGAACGAGGGCAACGACCUAAAUAACGUUCCAGACUUUGAAGCUUCCUCUUUGGACUAGGCUCGAAUCUCAAAUUGACCAAAACUUCUUAGUUCUAUAGGUACAUACAUUCCGGGAGAGAUUUUAUUCGUAUUGUACAGGGCGCUUCCGAAAUUGAUACGAAAGUGACAAGGAAAAAAAGAACGAAGGAAAAUAUUUUUGUCUAAAUCUUUGAUGAGGGGUUAACAGUUAAACCCGAGGGUUUGCUUUCGGUGAAGUCAGAAGCACCGGUAGUUCAAUGAUUUCUGCAAUGUUGCCAAACGUUCAAUAAUGGUUGAAAUAUGGUAUAGUAAGUGAAAGCAUACAUUUUUGGAAAGUCUGUGUAUGCUUUGAAAUAAUAUACACGGUGUUUCAUAGUUGCAGUUAUAAAAGCCUCAGCCAAUUGUGGAAAAUAAUGUGAAUGAACAUGGGUACAAAAAUGCUUCGUUUCUGAGAUAUAUGGUAUUAAAUUUGAAAAAAAUUCAAUGGGACUUUCACGGUUUAUUAGACAUCUACUCUACCAAUUAGAUUUGAUCCUGAAUUUACACAGAUGUACCCAGCAG
Molecule: messenger RNA, 1634 nt
Organism: Phaedon cochleariae (mustard beetle)
Lineage: Eukaryota; Metazoa; Arthropoda; Insecta; Coleoptera; Chrysomelidae
Source: the annotation of a GenBank genome assembly